Messenger RNA from Penicillium verrucosum, 1776 nucleotides. Its product is annotated as Zn(II)2Cys6 transcription factor domain-containing protein. Bases 1 to 1776 code for a protein of 591 amino acids. Gene Ontology annotation, biological process: regulation of DNA-templated transcription. The transcript has 4 exons. Gene Ontology annotation, cellular component: nucleus. The record is from RefSeq and is a predicted model, not a curated record. Lineage: Eukaryota; Fungi; Ascomycota; Eurotiomycetes; Eurotiales; Aspergillaceae. Gene Ontology annotation, molecular function: transcription cis-regulatory region binding; zinc ion binding; DNA-binding transcription factor activity, RNA polymerase II-specific.
AUGAACGUCACAAUAUCUACAGUCAAGAGGAGGGCAUGCGUUGCAUGCACGACUGCCAAGGCGAAAUGCACGCCGCAAGCUGUCAACCUGUGCCAGCGGUGCGCCCGGUUGGGAAAGUCAUGCACAUACCUUGACCUUCCGCAGAUCAAGAGGAAGCAUAAGGCUGCACCGAGCCGUGUGGAGGUGCUAGAGAAGAAGGUCGACCAGCUGACGUCGCAGUUGGCUGCCUUAACCCGACAGAACGGACCCGAUACUUCUAAUCAACUCACCAAUAACUUGGGCUCAUCUUGUGACCCUGAGCUAGAUUCGACAAACAUUGUCGCACUGUUAGAGGUUGCUCAAGACCCGUCCCACGGCCUCAAUCCACCGACCAGCUCCAUUCUAGAAGGCCAACCGUCUAUCGUAGAUCAAGGGCUUUUGAGUGAAGCCGAGGCUGAACGCUUAGUUAUGACCUUUCAUACUGACUUGGUGUCCACGUUUCCCUUUGUAUUGAUUGCGAACGGCGAGACAGCCGCUCGCCUUAGGGACCGAGAGCCUUUUCUAUUUUUGUGCAUUGUGGCCGUGACCAUGGGCAGUGCGCAUCCUCUGCGCAAAAUAGUUGCCGAGGAGAUUAUGAAGCAUAUUACGUUGAGGGUCGUGGCACGGUCCGAGAGGAAUCUCGAGUUGUUCCGUGGUCUGUUGGUUUACAUCGCAUGGUACUCAUAUCCUGCAGAGAGAUAUCACCCGCAACUUUUGCUGUUGGUUCAGCUUUGUGUUUCGAUGUUGUAUGAUUUGGGACUUCACAGAAAGCCUAGUCCGAAUUUGGAUGAGCAGCGGGUGCUGCUUGGUACGUAUUGGCUGUCGGUUGGUUUAUGUGGCACACUCGGCCGGCCGGUUAUUAUGAAGCAUGAUGUUCGAAUCGAUGAGUGCAUUGAGGGUAUAAUAUCUACCGAGCAUCUGUCGGAUCGGUGGAUUGCGCCAUUUAUCCAUCUACAGUCGUUCUUGGCAACAGUGGAUGAAGUUUACGCUUCGAUGCAAUCAAGCGGUGGAACGGUGCUAGUUCAAGUUACGCGCGGCUCUCUGCAGCGGAAAUUUGAUAGCGUGAGGGAAUGUAUAGAAAAAGAUAUCUCAAGCUACCCCUCAUCAACAGAGAAUGCAAUACGCACUGAGAUCAAAUACGUGGAAAUGCGGCUCGAGGAAUUAUCUCUUCGGGGCGAACUGUGGAUUGCGGAGCCUACCAGCGCAGUCCGGACAACGAUGCUGGUAGGUGUAAUCCAGCGAAGCAAGGAACUCAUUCACAUGGUCAAAAACCUACCUGUGUCGGAGAUUGCCCAUAUAACAAUAUCUACAAGUGCUCGUAUAUGUGCCGCAGUGGGCUACAUACCCACUGCAGUAUUGACCCUUCUCAAUCUCAUUACUAGCCCUAUCGACUCUUCCAUGGAAGCCCAGGUGCAGGCCGUCGUUGACGCAGCAGAGUAUCCCAAGGUUGUCACAGAGCUUGCCAACGCGCUGGAGACGAAAUGUGAGGGAAUGUCUGCUGCAGAUAAAGAGACAGAUAUUGUGGGGAGCCUUUGCUCUAAAAUGCGGCUAUUAGCACGUUGUUAUCCAUAUCAAAUCAGGGCAAUUGUUGGAAGUGCGCCGUCCCAAGAGUCUAUGAUAGCCGUUCACAACAAUGAAUUUGCUGUGACACCUCAAGUCUGGCCGGAUGGAUCUACCUACGGCGAUCUGGACGACAUGUUCCCUAUCGACGACAUCCAGUGGGAUUCUCUAUUGAGUGAUUUUACUGGUUUUAGCUAG